Phaeodactylum tricornutum CCAP 1055/1 is the source of this 4260-nucleotide messenger RNA. RefSeq lists its product with no specific name. The transcript has 2 exons. Gene Ontology annotation, molecular function: protein binding. Lineage: Eukaryota; Bacillariophyta; Bacillariophyceae; Surirellales; Neidiaceae. The record is from RefSeq and is a predicted model, not a curated record. The coding region runs from base 103 to 4260 and encodes 1385 amino acids.
CCCUGUUGGUACGAGUGUGAUUAGAGAUUGACAGUACGUCGUUUUGGGGACACACAGAAACGUCGGCAUACGCCUCCCCCCUCGCCUCCCGACCCAAACACAAUGCCACCACAUUCGUCCCCCUCCGACGAGGAAGACGAUUACCAAUCCAUCAACUUGUUGGAAUCACCCGACGCUCAGACUCCUCCUGCUGUGUCCGACACGACGCGUCCGACGGCAGGCACGACACCGUCGCCGGCCACGCAAACGCUCCAUCAGCUCUCGCAAGUUGAGACCGUGGACUUGCGUUACGAUCAUUCCCAACUCACUCGACACCAGUCUGCUGCUCCCGACAGCUCUGCCGCAACCAGUGUCGGUGAUUCGGGCUCGCGUAACAAUCACACUCCCGUCACCCGCAACCAUCCCCAACCGCGUCGUACUUCCAGGAAACCCGGACAAGCUAAUCCCGGGAAACCCGUACAGCAAUUCCGUCACGGCCUCCUCGUACAGACCUUUCCUUCUCUCCGAAACGCCGCUUUGCUCACGGGGCUUUCCCGACGCUUUCUUAUGCAGCAGUGUCGGGCCGGCCUUACCGCAGUCCACGGCACGACGACCCUUACCGCCAACAACACCCACACCGAGCCCGUCCACGACGAAUGGCGGUACGCUCUGGAAACAAACACGCCCACGGUGUCUCCCCUCCCUCUUACCGUCACGCAGUCGACGUCGUCCCCCGAUCGCAUCGCAGCGCUGCACAACUUGGCGGAACGCCUCGCACCCGACUACCAACUCGUCCACGUCACGGUGCCGCCACCGGAUUCCGUGACAUUGACAUCCACCACCCCUGUGGUUUCCUUGGGAUUGAGUAUUACCCGUUCCGAACUCCCGAUUGCCUUGCGACGGCACGGUAUACCGUCGGCAACGGACACAACCAACCGUAUACGUGGCUGUCGUGUUGAUGCACUGGCCACGAACAGUUGGGCCGGGCGGUGUGGGGUUCGUGUGGACGAUUGGUUUUUACACGUGGCGGAGGGGUCGACGCACCAGGCCAUCACGACGUCCCCCUUGAUCCCCCUCGUCACCAUGGCGUCCUACGAUGACUUUGUCACUCGAGCCAAAAGCUGGGGACGGCAACAACAUUCAACCGACGGUACCGCCGAGACUCUGCCGCCCAUGGAGUUGUACCUGGUGCGGCGAAAGGUCACUGCCCCACCGGCCACCGUCGUCAACCUUGCUGACCCUUCCGCAGCGACCGUCAAUGAUGUACCGCACCGGGGGCCACUAGUGUCUCCCAACGAUCCACGCAACCGUGACGGUCUAGCGCUGGGCCACCCUGCAACACCCGCCGAGACAGCGACUGUUCGCAAAAUCCACGUGCACUCGACGCCGUCCAAGACGACGUCGACAAAGCGAUCCGAACCGAAAAAGCCGCCGGUGGACAGUCGAAACCCAACCGCACAUUCUAUUCGUACCAAUCGAGUGCAAGCGAAGCGUACUCCGGACAAGUCGUGGAUUCUUCCAAACCCGGUCGCUUUUUGCCACAAGUGCAACGGACGAUUGGUCAAGGUCCAUCACGCCUGGUGCCGGAAACACGCACAGUUUGCCAAUUCGGGAGCCGAUGACAUUCUGGAACGUAUCACGCAGGGUGUACGGCUGGGCUGUGCCGCGUGUUGGCAAGAAUACCAAAAGGGGCGAAUUCUCAAAGACGAGCCGCACAACUACGAGUGUUUGGAGCGGCAAAAGUCGAUACCGUCGUCUAGCAAUGACGAAGCGGAACCCACGCAGUCCCUAGAAAAGAGGCCGCGAGAAGGAAUUGCGCCAAAGAAACACAUCCGAGACCAGGAUUUCCCUUUGAAGCGACGCAAGUUGACCAACGCUCGGCUUGAACAACCUUACCAACGACCAACGGAUGUCAAGCCGUGGCUUGCCGAAUUGCAAGAUUCGGACGUUGGAGGGAAUGACAGUGAUUUAUCGGCUUAUCAAGAUCCUGACGCUCCACGUCGACGACCAAACCUAAAGGUCGCUCACCGAGGAGUCCAGAUUUCGAAUACAAAAAUAGGCAAGACGGCAAAGUCCAAAGCUUCGUUGGUAACCAACGGCAAGGCCAAACACGGCAUUCACAAAUUGCCGAAAGAAUCUCAGCGUCCCCUGAAAAAGUCUCAAUCUUCUAAAGGCAAGGAGACGUCGAUUACGUCUACUGAACCCAAGAGUGCUGAAACAGCGCCAUCAAUUGUGCAACGGGAGAAUUCCUUGAGUCGAAAUGCAUAUAUCGUUGAAGACGAUUUUCAGAUGGCUCAAAAGCCUGAUUCGGUGAUAGAUGACGAGAGCACUUCGGCAGGGGUAGACUGGGAGUCCUGUGAAGAUCCUUGGGGUCCCCCAGGCCACACCGAGGGGGAUGUGGUCUUGUUUGCACCUGCAACCGGAUUGGGACACCACGAAACAAUUCUGCCAUCCAAACGCUACGAGGCUGCUCCAUUUUCUUCCUCGACACGUUACUGUAGAACCCAUCGUACUCCCCAGGAAGGGUUUCACGCGUUGGUGCUUCGUAGAGAUCCACUAGCUGAUCGGCCGUGGGGCUUUGAGUGCUGUCGACAUGAAUUUGGAGGCGCUUGUCUCGUGGAGACCGUUGAGCCGUUGUCACCGGCGGCAUCCGCGGUAUUUGUCGGCGAUUUAAACAAAGCAGGAUCCGGGCCGGGGUUGCUCCCAAAAGAUUUAUUGAUAUCCAUCAACGGCAGACUUGUCGGUGGAAUGACUGAGAUCGGGCUAGACAUUGAGCUGGAAACGAGUGGAGCUGAAAUGAUUCUUUUGGUCUCGCGGUAUAAAUUUUCUGACCAGCUGCGGGUCCGCAUACAAAAAGCUGAGCGGAAAGAUUGGGAUACGAUUGACAUCUCCCUGAACGACGACCGUCUCGUGGACUGGACCGAUAUCGGAAGCGAAGAACAAAGAUCAGGCAUUGACGAGGUGGGACAAACGGAACUGAAAGAAGAUAGCACCGGAGAGCUGACAUGCUCACGUCAUAUAGCUGACACACAAUCAGAUGACGGGCAUAGCCGUUUGUCCCCUCGCUGCACUCGAACGAUUUCGCCUGUUCCGCCUUCCUGUCCUACAGAGUUAGUCGUUGAAGAGAUCCUAAAGGAGCUUUCUCAGCACGAAAUAGCUUUGGAGACGCGGCCUCAAAUGGGCUGCCAAGGUCUGGUGCCGACGCUUUGCUCCCCAACACCAAACAUGGCUUCGGAUCCAGGAAGGGCACAAGUCUCUAACUCAGAUUCAAUGACAGGUACGAAAGGGUCUCUCGUCACGGCCGAGAAAGAAGCCGCACAGAUAAUGGCUGCCGGCUUUGCUCCGAUAAAUGGAGAGUCUUCUCGUGUGCAUCAAACUUCGCUUGCUUUUCUUGCAAACUUGCCCGGUGACGUGUCAUCAACAGAAGUAUCGACUACUGGCGGGGUGCCCCUAAAGUCUACGGACAGACUGUCACCAGAUGAGGUCUCUGCACAUAUGGCAAUCAAGAGGAGCCUUUCCCAAGAUGUCAACACUUCGCAAUUUGUCAAACACAGCUACGGCAUUUCGCCGGUGCAACUGCAUCAAGACUCCUGGAUCGAUACACGGACCAAUACCAAUGAGCAAUCCCAAUGUUCGAAGCAAUCUAGCAAUGAGGACAAGUGGGAAGACGACGAAAAUGCCUGGGUUGGCUGUGUAUGUACCAAGAUCCAUAGUAAAGGCGUACGUGUGUUCUGGAUCCAAUGCGAUGACUGUGACACUUGGUACAACGUCUCGGACAAUUGCGUCGGUUUCUCUCAGCAAAAGGCUAAACAAUUAGAAGUCUGGCAUUGCUGGGCCUGCGAUCACAGUAAUGUCGAGGAAAAGGAAGUCGUUCCUCCGUCAUCUUCGGCCAAGCACGUGCCAGCCGUCUCAGCAGAACACCAUAACGGCACUCCGGUUUUCCGUCGGCUUGACUCUAGCAAACCUACCAAAUUCAGACUCCCCGAAUCCGAGGAAUCACCAUCGGCGCUUCCGGCGAUGCCAGUUACGACACGUCGACGCCGUUCGGAAUCUCAAGCGACACAAUCGUCAACUACCCCGUCUGACCAGGUGUUCGCCGAGGGCGCUUUUGUCUCCGUGCAGCAGCACGCCUGGCCGGGUGUCAACAACGAAGCGGGUAUAGGUCAAGUUUUGAAAAGGGACAAGGAUGAAGAUGGUGAUGUCGUGUACGAUAUCAAAUAUAUAGUGGGCGGCAUUAAGAAGGGGAUCUUGGCCGAAUACGUGCGUUCGCACGUCUUCUGA